Molecule: messenger RNA, 168 nt
Organism: Rodentolepis nana
Lineage: Eukaryota; Metazoa; Platyhelminthes; Cestoda; Cyclophyllidea; Hymenolepididae
Source: the annotation of a GenBank genome assembly
CCGGAGAAUAUAAUGAUAGAGGAUAUGGGAACAAAGCGGAUUAAAAUUAUCGAUUUUGGAUUGGCGCGGAAGCUGAAUCCCAACGAGGUGAUACAGGACAUGGCUGGAACACCAGAAUUCUGUGUUAACCAAGCUGGUGAGAUUGGUGUGGGUAAAGUGGCUCAAUAA